AUGUGGACUGUGUCAAUCUCAAGGCAGGAUACCCAUCCCCAGCAGCUCAACAUCUGCAUAUCCCUCCAUUCCUGCUCAGCCCCUUCCCUCUCCUUGUCCUCCCUCUCUUCUCUCCAACCCCUCCAUUCUCCCCCCCUCUCUCACCAACAGGGCGCGGACUGUGAAGAUCUCAAGACAGGUCAGGAUGUGGAUUGUGAAGAUCUCAAGGCGGGUCAGCUGCUCAACAUCUCCAUUCCCGCCUCGGCUCAAGUCUGCCGCGUUCGCUACUCUGUCACCCAGGUGCGUUACAUGUCACCCAGGCGGGCGCAGCAACAAAGAGCUGUGAUCCCAUCAGUGCUCUACCUCGCGGAUGCAGCAGCAAGGACCUGUGAUCCCAUCAACGAUCGCUUCGGCAUCGACGUGACGACCAUCAACCCCAGCCUCGACUGCACAAGCCUCGUGCCUAACCAGCAGGUGAGGCGAGUGGUGGGGUGUGGUUCCAGUGGUGUAGCAGGUGGUGAGGGAGAUCUCACUCUUGUACGACCUGUGCUGUGCCAAUGCCGUGAAUUGAUCUGCAUUCAGGCGGGGGACGCGGUGUCAGGAGCAGCGGAUUACAACCUGUGCACGAGCUACCUGCCGGUGAACGAGUGGACCACCUGUGCCAACGCUGUGGAGUGGUACGGCCUCUCCUGGUUCGACCUCUACCAUCUGCAUCGCCGGCACGCCUUUGGGAGCGGUGGCGUGCGGUAA
This is a messenger RNA of Closterium sp. Naga37s-1, 729 nucleotides long. NCBI's taxonomy places the organism in Eukaryota, Viridiplantae, Streptophyta, Zygnematophyceae, Desmidiales, Closteriaceae. The record is from the annotation of a GenBank genome assembly.